Messenger RNA from Lachancea fermentati, 597 nucleotides. NCBI's taxonomy places the organism in Eukaryota, Fungi, Ascomycota, Saccharomycetes, Saccharomycetales, Saccharomycetaceae. The record is from the annotation of a GenBank genome assembly.
AUGGCAUCUUCAAUCUCACUGAAGGGCUCCACACGUACCGUCACCGAAUUUUUCGAAUACAGUAUCAACUCUAUUUUAUACCAGAGAGCAGUUUAUCCCCCAGAGGAUUUUAGCACAGUGAAGAAGUAUGAUCUGAAUCUUUUGAAAACGCAUGACAAUGAUCUGAAGCAAUACAUAAGAAAAAUCUUACUCCAAGUACAUAGAUGGUUGCUAGGUGGCAAGUGCAACAAGUUGGUACUCUGCAUAGUCGAUAAGGACACAUGUGAAAUAACUGAGAAGUGGGAAUUUGAUGUUGCUCACAACAGUAAAAUGGAAUCUGCUCACCAAGAACAAAUUGAUGCGACGGAGACUCAGAAACAGAUACGCGCCCUCAUGAGACAGAUAACAGCAAGCGUAACGUUUUUGCCUGAACUCUCAAACGAAGGCAAUUACACUUUCAACGUAUUGGCCUAUACAGACGCAAACGCCAAAGUUCCCCUAGAAUGGGCAGAUUCUGAUCUGUCGGAGAUUGAUGCUGGUGAAGUAGUCCAGUUUAAAAAUUUCUCUACAAACGAUCAUAAAAUAAGUACACGAGUGAGUUACAGAGUCAAUGAGUAG